Molecule: messenger RNA, 6082 nt
Organism: Struthio camelus australis
Lineage: Eukaryota; Metazoa; Chordata; Aves; Struthioniformes; Struthionidae
Source: RefSeq, a predicted model, not a curated record
AGAGCCGGGGCUGCCGCUGCGCCCCUGGGCGCCUGGAGACCUUUGCCCCCUUCCUGCUGCUGCUGCUUCUCCCCGCUCCUGGACGUGAACCUCUUCUACGGCUUCUUGUACCUGGCCCUCUACGCCCAGGUGUCCCAGUCCAAGUCCUGCGACAAAAUCUCCUGCUUCUCGGGUCACUGUGUCAACUCCACCUGCGUCUGCGACCAGGGCUGGGUGGGAGACCAGUGCCAGCACUGCCAGGGCAGGUUCAAGUUAACAGAGCCUUCUGGAUAUUUAACAGAUGGACCAAUAAAUUAUAAAUAUAAAACUAAAUGUACAUGGUUAAUUGAAGGAUUUCCUAAUGCAAUACUAAGAUUAAGAUUUAAUCACUUUGCUACAGAAUGUAGUUGGGACCAUAUGUAUGUAUAUGAUGGAGAUUCAAUAUAUGCACCUUUAAUAGCUGUAUUUAGUGGUCUAAUAGUCCCUGAAGUGCGUGGAAAUGAAACUGUUCCUGAAGUAGUUACUACAUCUGGCUAUGCAUUGCUACACUUUUUUAGUGAUGCUGCUUAUAACUUAACUGGAUUUAACAUUUUUUACUCAAUUAAUUCUUGUCCUAAUAACUGCUCGGAACAUGGGAAGUGUACAACCAGUGUGUCUGUUCCAAGCCGGGUGUACUGUGAGUGUGACAAAUACUGGAAGGGAGAAGCCUGUGAUAUUCCGUAUUGUAAAGCCAACUGUGGUAGUCCAGAUCAUGGAUACUGUGAUUUGACAGGCGAGAAGCUGUGUGUUUGCAAUGAUAGCUGGCAAGGUCCGGAUUGUUCUUUGAAUGUCCCUUCCACGGAGUCUUACUGGAUUCUACCAAACGUAAAACCAUUCAGCCCUUCUGUGGGCCGGGCUUCCCAUAAGGCAGUUCUACAUGGAAAAUUUAUGUGGGUGAUUGGUGGAUACACUUUUAACUACAGUUCAUUCCAAAUGGUGUUGAAGCUUUGUCUUAACUUGCAGAUAGUGAAAUUAUACCACGUAUUAAGUUCUUGUUUCUAUCGAAGAUAUGAGGCAGCUGGAGCAUUUCUCCCUCUCUCCUCUCCCUUCCAAUUUUUACAGGAGGACAUCUACAUGUAUGGAGGCAAAAUUGAAACAAAUAAUGGGAAUGUUACUGAUGAGUUGUGGAUUUUCAACAUACACAGUCAAGCAUGGAGUACCAGAACUCCUGCGGUACUUGUACAUGGCCAGCAAUAUGCUGUGGAGGGUCAUUCAGCACAUAUAGUAGAACUGGACAGCAGAGAUGUGGUUAUGAUAAUCAUUUUUGGAUACUCUGCCAUAUAUGGUUAUACAAGCAUUGUGCAAGAAUACUACAUCAGGUCUAAUUCUUGGCUUGUACCAGAAACUAAAGGAGCAAUUGUGCAAGGUGGAUAUGGUCAUACAAGUGUCUAUGAUGAACUGACAAAAUCUAUUUAUGUCCAUGGUGGAUACAAAGCAUUACCUGGCAAUAAAUAUGGAUUGGUGGAUGAUCUUUACAGAUAUGAAGUUAACACUAGGACAUGGACUAUUUUGAAAGAGAGUGGUUUUGCAAGGUAUCUUCAUUCAGCUGUCUUAAUCAAUGGAGCUAUGCUCAUUUUUGGUGGAAACACUCAUAACGAUACUUCCCUGAGUAAUGGUGCAAAGUGUUUUUCUGCUGACUUUCUUGCGUACGAUAUAGCUUGCGAUGAAUGGAAGAUUUUACCAAAACCUAAUCUCCAUCGAGAUGUAAACAGAUUUGGUCACAGUGCUGUUGUCAGUAAUGGGUCCAUGUACGUAUUUGGGGGGUUUUCAAGCGUUCUUUUGAAUGACAUCCUUGUGUACAAGCCUCCAAACUGUGAAGCAUUCAGAGAUGAAGAACUAUGUAAAAAUGCUCGUCCGGGGAUAAGAUGUCUGUGGAACAAGAAGCACUGUGAAUCCUGGGAAUCUGGACAUGCUAAUAACAUCCUUAGAGCAAAAUGUCCUAAAAAGACAGCUCCUGCAGAUGAUAGAUGUUACAGAUAUGCAGACUGUGCAAGCUGUACUGCCAAUACGAACGGAUGCCAGUGGUGUGAUGACAAGAAGUGCAUUUCAGCAAAUAGUAACUGUAGCAUGUCUGUUAAAAACUACACCAAAUGUCAUGUGAGAAAUGAACAGAUCUGCAAUAAACUGACCAGCUGUAAAAGCUGCUCACUACACCUGAACUGCCAGUGGGACCAGCGGCAGCAAGAAUGCCAGGCGUUACCUGCUCAUCUGUGUGGGGAAGGAUGGAGUCAUAUUGGAGAUGCCUGCCUCCGCAUAAAUUCUAGUCGUGAAAGCUAUGACAAUGCCAAACUAUAUUGCUACAAUUUAAGUGGGAAUCUUGCCUCGUUAACAACCUCAAAAGAAGUGGAAUUUGUUCUGGAUGAAAUACAGAAGUAUACACUUCAGAAAAUUUCACCUUGGGUAGGUUUACGGAAGAUCAACAUCUCGUACUGGGGAUGGGAUGACAUGUCUCCUUUUACAAAUACGACUCUGCAGUGGCUUCCUGGAGAGCCAAACGACUCUGGCUUCUGUGCAUACCUGGAAAGAGCAGAGGUGGCAGGUCUGAAAGCGAAUCCAUGUACUGCGAUGGCAGAUGGUCUUGUCUGUGAAAAACCUGUUGUUAGUCCCAAUCAGAAUGCUAGACCCUGCAAAAAGCCAUGCUCCCUGCGAACAACGUGUUCUAACUGCACAAGUAAUGGUAUGGAGUGUAUGUGGUGCAGCAGUACAAAACGAUGUGUUGACUCAAAUGCCUAUAUAAUCUCCUUCCCAUAUGGACAGUGUCUGGAAUGGCAAACAGCCACAUGUUCCCCUCAAAACUGCUCUGGACUGAGGACCUGUGGGCAAUGUUUGGAACAGCCUGGAUGUGGAUGGUGUAACGAUCCCAGCAAUACCGGGAAAGGACAAUGUUUGGAAGGAUCAUCGAGAGGACCAAUGAAGCCUGUUGGCAUGCACUCCAGUGAAAUGGUGCUUGAUGCUAGUCUUUGUCCAAAAGAGAAAAGCUAUGAGUGGUCUUUUAUCCAAUGUCCAGCUUGCCAGUGUAAUGGCCACAGCACCUGCAUCAACAGUAACGUUUGUGAUCAGUGUAAAAACUUAACAACAGGAAAACAAUGUGAAACAUGCAUGCCAGGAUACUAUGGGGAUCCCACAAAUGGAGGGCAGUGUACAGCUUGCACGUGCAGUGGUCAUGCAAAUAUUUGUCACAUGCAAACAGGAAAAUGUUUCUGUACAACUAAAGGAAUCAAAGGAGACCAAUGUCAACUCUGUGACUCUGAAAAUAGGUAUCUUGGAAAUCCACUUAGGGGAACAUGUUACUACAGCCUUUUGAUUGAUUACCAGUUUACCUUCAGCUUAUUACAAGAGGAUGAUCGCCAUCAUACUGCUAUAAACUUCAUAGCAAAUCCAGAACAGUCAAAUAAAAAUUUGGAUAUAUCAAUUAAUGCAUCAAACAACUUUAACCUCAAUAUUACAUGGUCUAUUGGUUCUACGGCUGGGACAAUAUCUGGAGAAGAGAUUCCUGUUGUUUCUAAGACUAAUAUUAAGGAAUACAGAGAUAGCUUUUCCUGUGAAAAGUUUAACUUCCGGAGCAACCCAAACAUCACUUUCUAUGUUUAUGUCAGCAAUUUUUCCUGGCCAAUUAAAAUACAGAUUGCCUUCUCACAGCACAAUACAAUCAUGGAUCUCGUGCAGUUCUUUGUCACCUUCUUCAGUUGUUUCUUAUCCUUACUGCUGGUAGCUGCUGUCGUUUGGAAAAUCAAACAAACCUGUUGGGCUUCUCGACGGAGAGAGCAACUUAUGCGAGAGCGACAGCAGAUGGCCAGCCGCCCCUUUGCUUCUGUCGAUGUAGCACUGGAAGUAGGAGCUGAGCAAACAGACUUUCUACGAGGGCCAUUAGAGGGUGCUCCUAAACCAAUUGCCAUUGAGCCAUGUUCAGGAAACAAAGCAGCAGUCCUCACAGUCUUUUUAUGUCUACCAAGAGGAUCAUCAGGAGUCCCACCCCCGGGUCAGUCAGGUCUUGCAAUUGCAAGUGCGCUGAUAGACAUUUCACAACAGAAGCCUGCGGACUGUAAAGAUAAGAGUUCAGGAGUCAGAAAUCGAAAACAUCACCUUUCAACACGUCAAGGAACUUGUGUCUGAGAUCCAAAAACUGCAAUUGUAUAUUCUGUAAUGUUUUCUUUUUAAAUGGCUUCCAUUGAAAGCUAUACUACAGCCUCAGUUUUUAUGGAGGCAAACCUAUGAAUGAACGCAUGAGGUAAUGUGCUCCGUUACAGUCUCACUAGCAGCCUACUAUACCCCAAAGCAGAACAAACUUAUGGUAGGUGUGGGUAUAUUUGAUGAGCUUUAAAAAAACAGUGGAUUCUGAUAUCAGCAAAAUAUGAAAUAAAAUGCCUAGUAUGCUUAAUUCUGAACAUAUCAGAGCAGGAAAAAUCCUUGAAAACAGCUAGGAAAAGCUGUACAUUGUUUUGUAAUGUAGAAGGAAAUUAUAUAACUGAAAAUUAAGUAAAUUCCAGAAAACUAAAGAACAUUUUGUAUAGCUUAAUGUAAUAAUGAGAAUUGUACAGUUCUUUCCUUGUAAUCAGCAUUAAGAUGUCUUUCCAGAUUUAGGUGUUCUUUUAUCAUUGCCUCAAGUAGGUAGGCAGCUUUUGAAUUUAGUAGGUAUGUAUAGCCGAGAACACUACACAGAAUAUUUAAAUGAUCAUUUCAUAUAAAAGCUUGAUUUGAGCAUUUCAUGGUUUUUUUUUCACCUUGCAAAAGGCUCAGAAAUAUAAUCUGGGCUACAGCAGAAUGAUAGGUGGGCUUUCAUGAAUCUAUUGGUAAGAUUUUUUUUUUUUAAUUCUGAAUGAGAUAUUUUACAAAGAGUGCAUGUCAGUCUUCCGUGCCAGCUAACUCAUUACGAAAAUUGAUUGAGCAUGGAAAAGCCUCUUCUGCAAACAAGUUUGCUGUUUUUUCCAAAGCCAUCUCCAACACUGCAAAUCUAAGGAGAGUUUAACUUACUGCUAAUCUACAGUAAUAUACCUGGUCCCACUUCAAUAUUGAAAUUUUCUAGUAUCUGUAAAUUGUCCUGACCUCUAAGAAGAAGAAAUGAAUCCCAUUCAGCACUUUGACCCUUGUUUAAUAAUAGGGUAUGAUUUUCUGAUGGUGUUUUUCUCCCAGCUGCAGAAAUUCAUCUCAUCCUCGCUUCACAUCAGUUAAAGAAUUAUCCUGCAUAUCAAAAAUGAAAUAAAUAAGCAUUAAAAAUCCAAGUUGCUUCCAACAGUGGUUCUCAAAUCCAACAUCCAUUAUGGGACUUUACACAAUCAGUACUGAGCAACAAAAAGCAAAUGAAAGAGUUUCCUUUCUAUUGGACAUUAGUCUUACAAACUUUUUGGGGCUUAGUCAACACAAUAGAAAAUCUAGCCAACGGCUUUAAUGGCCCUCAAUCUUUUUAUUUACUCACGAUUCAUGAAAAUACAAAAGAUCAAGAGAAUUCUAAGGGAUAGGUAACAGACAUGUCAUAGUCUAAUUUGCGCAUUACACAUUGCCAGCAGGAUAAUAUGAAACCAGUAGUUUUAUAAGAUCUUUUGGAAAGGGUACUUUCUCAGCUCCAAAUUUGCCACUGUGUACUGGUAAAGGAGAGUGAUACAGAGGUAUAAAUGCCUCAUGUAAUAAUAGACUUUUGGUAAAUAUGAAAGAUAUAAAAAGGUAAUUGAUGUUUACUAUUAUAUCUGUAUUUUUCAUUUGUUUUUUAUUUCCAGAAGAUGAUGACAUUUUACUGUUUAUAGUUGACUACAUAGUUACUUGCAUGCCAUGGUGGUGCAGUAGCAGUAAUAAAGCCCUGUUGUGAGUUGUGUUUAUUUCGUAAUGCCAUUCAUACAUAGAAGUACUCAGCUUAAUUUGGAUGAGGACUAAAUGUACAAAUAACUAUAAAAAGGAACGAUUGUACAGUAUGUAGUUAUAUGUUAUACAGGAAUAUUAGGUUGCAUCUAACCAUGACUGCUGUAUUGUUUUGAUAAAUUAUGCAUUUAUGAAUUAUGGUAUAAUUAUUUCUUAUGGCAUGAUUGUUUCCGUAUUUUCAUAUCUUAAAAUAAGAUUAUUAUCCUAAAGUAAU